CCAAAUUGCACAGACUCUCAGUAAUCUCUUCCAAACGCCUAAAAAUUCUCUCUUCUUCUACCUAUCUGUGUCUUGAGCUUUCUUCUUUCCUUAAAAAGGCUCUUCCAUUUUAGCUCAGCCUGUGCUUAUGUGUCAGUCCUUAAUGUCGCCGGCCAAGGUCUUAAGAAUACUUAUCUUCAGAAUUGGAAUCUCCCGUUACAGAACGGCUUAGUAGAAUUUAGAAAGCUGAAGAUUUUGUACGUAUUUUGGACGGUUGAGUUUGAAUUUUUGAAGACCAAUGGAGAGUCACAAGCUUACUAGAACCCAGUCGUCGCUUCUCCGGUCGUCACCCACCAUCCGAUCGUCCAUCCACAGUCUCAACUCUGUCGCCGAAGCUGAGAUGCGCAACGAGCGAAUGGAUGAAGAAGAAGGGAAAGGGAAAGAACAAGAAUUGUUACUAAAACAAGGAAAGAAGAGGAAAAAAUUCGGGUUUUCAAAUCGAACCGGGUCGGCCCGAUUUCUCCCCGUUUUUGCAAUGGCUUCCUUUUCCUUCUUCACGCUCUUCUCUCUAUUUCUCCUCGUUUACUUCUUGAACAUGAAAAGAGAAGAAAUCCCCACCUCGGAGAACCUGUUGUUGGCUUUAAUCUUUGUAGCUAUUACUCUGUUCUUGGCGAACAAGAACAAGAAUUUAAUCAGACAAAUAACGCAAGAAACAACAAAAAGAUUUACACUUACUUCAAGAAACCAGACGAAACCAAUCCACUGGUUCAUUGGAGAAUCAGACGAGGAGAAACGAAGGAAUGAGAAAGUGAAGAAGAAGAAGAUUGUGCGUGAAGGGGUGGAGUUUUACAGCAACGGGGAUUUCUAUGAAGGAGAGUUUCACAAAGGGAAGUGUAGUGGAAGCGGAGUUUAUAAUUACUUCGUGAAUGGAAGGUAUGAAGGAGAGUGGGUCGAUGGUAAGUAUGAUGGUUACGGCAUAGAGAGCUGGGCUAGAGGCAGUAGAUAUAAAGGGCAAUAUAGGCAAGGUUUGAGGCAUGGAUAUGGUAUAUAUAGAUUUUAUACAGGGGAUUCUUAUGCUGGACAGUGGUGUAAUGGGCAGAGCCAUGGUGUUGGUGUUCAAACAUGUGCGGAUGGGAGCUCUUAUGUGGGUGAAUUCAAAUGCGGUGUCAAGCACGGCCUUGGUCGCUACCAUUUCAGAAAUGGAGAUCAAUAUUCUGGAGAAUAUUUUGGGGACAAAGUUCAUGGUUUUGGUGUUUAUCACUUCGCUAAUGGCCACUGUUAUGAGGGAUCAUGGCAUGAAGGCCGCAAGCAAGGCUAUGGCUUGUAUACUUUUCGCAAUGGAGACAAAAGAUGUGGAGGAUGGGAUUGUGGCAACCUUAAGACUCCUCUACCUCCACAUACAGAUUCAGUACUUAGAGCAGUUGAGGGUGCUAGAAAAGCUGCUGACCAUGCCAUUCACCUACACCGAGUGGAUGAACAGGUGAACAAGGCGGUGCUGGCUGCAAAUAGAGCAGCCACUGCUGCUAGAGUUGCUGCUGUCAAAGCUGUCCAGAACCGGAUGGAUGGUAAAUUUUGUGAUAUAGAUGAGUAGGAAUUUAGUUUUGCUGCAUUGUGUAAAUUCUACUAAUUUUAUGGCCCGGAAAAGGUCAACCCGUUUAGCAACAGCUUAUCAGAGGUUGACAGAGUAUGUUUGAGGUAUUUUGAUCACACUGUAACUUGUAUAUAAACCAUGUAAAUUGAAUUCAAGAUGAGUGGUCAAUAGUUUUGUUAUUAUA
Mangifera indica (mango) is the source of this 1754-nucleotide messenger RNA. Its product is annotated as radial spoke head 10 homolog B-like. The transcript has 3 exons. Lineage: Eukaryota; Viridiplantae; Streptophyta; Magnoliopsida; Sapindales; Anacardiaceae. The coding region runs from base 278 to 1570 and encodes 430 amino acids. The record is from RefSeq and is a predicted model, not a curated record.